This is a messenger RNA of Acanthocheilonema viteae, 573 nucleotides long. The record is from the annotation of a GenBank genome assembly. NCBI's taxonomy places the organism in Eukaryota, Metazoa, Nematoda, Chromadorea, Rhabditida, Onchocercidae.
AUGAUGAGUGAUGGAAAGGACGUGCCUAAAGAUGGGCGAAAUCAUCAUCCGGUUGAAGAGGGUAUGAUGGUUGUGGAAGCAGAAGGAGAGAUGCACGAUGAUCACUGGGUAUUAGAUGAUCGCAUGAAGCGAAUGAUUAUGGACUUGCAAAGACAUUGGCUUACAGAUUAUCAGCAGUCUAGAGAGAAGUUAUUGGUUGAAAUGACUGAACGGCUUCAUCAGGAAUUUCUUUCUGAUCAGCAGAAGAUUAGGACCGAACUUCUGACGCAGUUCAAAGACGAACUAGAUACUACGAGAGCUGAAUUGGAGGAGAAGUAUCGCGAAUCUUUGAAAGUUGAGUUGGGUAAAAUGGCUGAAAAACAUAGAAAAGAAAUAUCAAGUAUCAAAAAGAAACAAUGGUGUUGGCAAUGCGAAGCAGAAGCGAUUUAUCACUGCUGUUGGAACACAGCGUAUUGCAGUGUAGAAUGCCAGCAGAGCCACUGGGCGACUCAUCGGAAGUUUUGUCGACGUAAGAAACAGAAUGCCAGUACUCAUCAACAGCAACAACAACAACAGCAAAAAAAUAACAAUUAG